AGAGCUAGCAAAAAUGGGACUUGUGCAACUGAAUUAUUUGAACGUGGUUUUCUUUGGGAUGAAUUAUUUAGGGCUGUGAGAAAUGAAGGAUACAACUUUUAAACAGCAGAGGGAGACAGAGUUCCGUAAUGAAGGUUCCUAAUUAGAAAUGUUGCUCUGGGCUGGUAAGGGAGCGAGGCAGAAGAGGCAGAGAGAGGGACAGAUACAGCUGCAGAGACCAGGAGUUAAAGGCACACUUCAGGGGAGGAAAAUCCCACUGAGCAGGGCGUUGUGUUCCCCUAAAUCUAAUGAUCCCUGUGGCUUUGUGGAAGGAAUAAGGAUGGUGCUUUUACAGAUAUGGAGCUUCAUUGCCUUCCUCUUCCUGUCCUGUACUGAGGCAACAUCCAUGUAUGGAGAAAUCCUGUCUCCAAAUUAUCCUCAGGCAUAUCCCAAUGAUGCUUUGGAAUCCUGGAAAAUAGAUGUUCCUCCUGGUUAUGGAAUUCAUCUCUACUUCACUCACCUGGAUAUAGAGCCAUCUCAAAAUUGCCAGUAUGACUUUGUGAAGGUCCUGUCUGGUGAGCAGGUGGAGGGUCAGUUCUGUGGGCGUAAAACGAGACGCACGCCGGGCUCUCCUGUCCUGGAAGAACUCCACGUGCCCUACAACAGUUUGACUGUCCUCUUUCAGUCUGACUUUUCCAAUGAAGAGAGAUACACUGGAUUUGCUGCCUAUUACACUGCAAUGGAUGUGAACGAGUGCACAGAUUUCGUGGAAGAGGCCUGUAGCCAUUAUUGCAAUAACUAUAUUGGUGGCUACUUUUGCUCUUGUCCUCCUGAAUAUUUCUUGCACGAGGAUAAGAAGACAUGUGGAGUGAACUGCAGUGGGAAUGUGUUUACUGAGCUGUCUGGGGAAAUUACCAGCCCCAACUAUCCCAGGCCAUAUCCUGAGAACUCACACUGUGAUUACCGUGUCAUCCUGGAGCCAGGAUACCAGGUGAUCCUGAGCAUUGGGAAGAAGGACUUUGAAGUUGAGCCAAGUGACUCAGAAGGAAAUUGCAUUGAUGCCUUGAGAUUUUUGGCAGGCGAUCAGCAUUUUGGUCCUUACUGUGGCAAUACAUUUCCUGGGCCUCCUGAAAUCAAGACUAAAAGCAAUAUUGUGGACAUUUUCUUCCAAACGGACGAAGCAGAACAAAUGAAAGGCUGGAAAAUCCGCUACUUUGGGGACCCAAUGCCCUGCCCACAGACUGUUAUUUCAAAUUCUGUUCAGCAUCCCUUAAGAGACCAUUAUGUCUUUAAGGAUUCUGUGAUGGUGACUUGCAUAGAAGGUCAUGAGAUUGUAAUGCCACGAGGCAGUACAACGUCCUUCUACUCUAGCUGUCAAAGCAAUGGAAGAUGGAGCAACUCUGAUUACAGUUGUGUUCCUGUAGACUGUGGUAUGCCUGAUCCCAUUAAACAUGGAGAUGUCGUUUACUUGUCAGGAUUGGAGGAGACGCAAUAUCAAACCACUAUCCGUUAUGUGUGCCGCAAACCUUAUUAUACCCUGAAGGGCAAAGAAAUAUAUCAGUGUUCAGCCAGUGGAAAAUGGGUGGAUGAAGAAGGGAAAACGGAGCUUCCAGUUUGUGUCCCAGUUUGUGGAAUUCCCAGUAGACCUAUAGAAGAAGUAGGGAGAAUUUUUGGAGGAACUUUUGCUAAUGAAGGAAAUUUCCCUUGGCAAAUCUUCUUUGAAGCCCCACUUCAAAGGGCUGGUGGAGCCCUCAUUUCAGACCUCUGGAUACUCACCGCAGCUCAUGUGCUGGAUGGUUCUCCAAACCCAGCUCUCUAUGCUGGGUUGCUCACUGUUGGUCCAAAGGCCAAGAGUACUACAGAGCCACUGGAGAUAGAGGCUUCAUUCGUUCAUCCUAAAUGGACAAAAACUGAAUCAGGGUCCAGGACAAACUUUGAUCACGACAUUGCUCUGUUAAGAUUGAAAGAGCCUUUGACCAUGGGUCCCACUAUUUCACCAAUUUGCCUACCUGGUGCGUCUUCAGACUAUGAUCCACAGAUAGGGUCCUUGGGCUACAUAGCUGGCUGGGGCAGGACCAAUACUUCUCAACGGUCAGUGAGACUCAGGGCAGCUUGGAUCCCCGUGGUGAACAUGGAUACAUGCCGAAAAGUGAGGCCAGAUCCCCCUGACGACACUUUAACUUACGUGUUCACAGACAAUAUGAUUUGCGCUGGGGAUGGCCGGCAAGACAGUUGUCAGGGAGACAGUGGUGGGGCAUAUGCUAUCAAAGAUCCCCAAGACGAGGCACGCUACUAUGUUGCUGGACUGGUUUCAUGGGGGCCCAAAUGUGGCACUUACGGUCUCUACACUAAAGUGGCAAAUUAUGUGGACUGGAUCAGAGAAGUCAUGAAUCAGUAUGAAGAACCUGAACAGUAGAGACUUCCUCUCCUUGUGCACUGCCUGUUCCCCAGGCACCUUCUGACUCUCAAGAUGUUUUAUACCACUCAGAAGUCCAAAAUACAAAAAAUGAAGUUUGCAGCUAAGGUCCGUAUUAUUGCAAGUCGCCUUAAAUUGCCUGACCUCCUCUGUCUUCAGGAGAAGUAAAAUGAUAGCAGCCAUAUGAUGUUUUUCUUGUUUUGAAUUGCCUUGUCUUCUCUUUCUUUAAUUAGGCUUUGUUUAUUUUCUUUUUUCUUUUUUUGGGAGCUAUGUAUACCAGCUGUGCAAACUCCUGUUAGUUCAUGCAAGAGUAUUGCAUUUUUAACCCCCCAGGGUUUCAACCAUUGGAGAAGGAAUAGGACUAGAAGGUAUUUUUGCAUCAUAGGUCUGGAGCACACAGCCACUGAAAACAGAAAAUUGUAGAACAUGUUACACCAAAAGGUUCUUUUAAAUUGAAAGGCGUGGCAGCCAGCCUUCACCUUCUGCAUUGCUUGCAGGGAGGCUUUUGCGGGAGAACCAUCUCAUGAAUUGUGCCCAAAGUAGCUCUUCGUGCCCUUAUUGCAUAAAAACCAAUUUACACCCAUGAAGACAAGAAUAUUCCAUUUGUAGUUUUCCACUUUACCAGUCUUUGUAGGAAAGAGCUGCUUCAGGGCUUCAACAGGUAAUGCCAGUGCCAAACAGUGGAAAUAUCUUCGUUCCUCCAGGCCAUGAGCAUAAUUUCAAUCCAGCACUGGUAAUGUAAUACAGAAGAAGAGAAACAAAAAAGAGGCAUCAAACUUUCUUCAGUAGGAAGAAGGCUAGUUAAAUGAAAUGUGUACACAUAUCCAAGUGUCGGAGAAUGUAUCCAUCUGAGAUAGCAGUGGGAAGGCCUUCUGAUAAUUGUGCCCUGAGUUAAGUCCAGAAUAUGUGAUUAUGCUAUCCUAAUGCUCUUCAUAGUCAUGUGCCCUUUUUGAAUAGCUUUGAAAUGUACUAAGCCAGGCUACACCAGCACACUGCUGGAGAGGCAGUCCUCUCAAGCUACAGCUUCAAACAACUGGGUCAUCUGAAAUAAAGGUUGAGGCAUUCCUGCUUGAGAGGGAAGAAAAGCAGGCACCCAGUCUCCAUGAAGUAAAAGUGGGCCAUUGCCUGAACAGACCCUUGUGGGCUGCCAGAGGAUCUUCACAGAAUCUUCAUUUGCAGGUUGGGUU
This is a messenger RNA of Candoia aspera, 3582 nucleotides long. It is a transcript of the gene C1S, whose product is annotated as complement C1s. Gene Ontology annotation, molecular function: calcium ion binding; serine-type endopeptidase activity. Gene Ontology annotation, biological process: complement activation; proteolysis. The coding region runs from base 149 to 2395 and encodes 748 amino acids. The record is from RefSeq and is a predicted model, not a curated record. The transcript is spliced from 12 exons. NCBI's taxonomy places the organism in Eukaryota, Metazoa, Chordata, Lepidosauria, Squamata, Candoiidae. Gene Ontology annotation, cellular component: extracellular region.